AUGUCAGAGGAAAUCAUCCUUUACGAUCUUGCUUCCAAGCAAGGAAAAUGCUGGAGCUUGAAUACGUGGAAGACUCGACUGUACUUGAACUUCAAAGGCAUACCCUACAAGACCGAAUGGAUCGAGUAUCCGGACUUGAAACCGACGUUUGAGAAAUUAGGAAUCCCACCCAACGAAUCAGGCUUCCAAUACACCUCACCAACCGUCCGCCUCCCGGACGGUACAUGCAUAAUGGAAUCCCGCAAGAUCGCCGACGCCCUGGAAUCCAAGUACCCAAAUCCACCCCUGCACCUGGACUCGCCGUACCAAUCACGCAUCGAAGCCUUCAUGCCGCAGCUAUUUACUCCCAUCCGACCCGUCUUCGUGCCCCUGGUGCCCAAGGUCUUCCUCAAUCCGCGCAGUCAAGAGUACUAUAUCGCGUCACGCGAGAAGUCCAUGGGUAUGACGCUAGACCAGUACGCUCAGGGCAGGGAUAAAGGGUUCGAGGACGCGAAACCCUUCGUCAAGCAGCUUGGUGAGAUGCUGAAGGAGAAUCCCGGCGGUCCGUUCUUGAUGGGGGGGGAACCAUGUUAUGCGGAUCUCGUGGUGUUGGGGUGGGUGAAGAUGAUGGAUGGGUUGGGGUGGAAGGAGAAGUUCUUUGCAUGCGAGGGCGGAGAGGAAAUUAAGAGGCUCUAUGAGGCGGGAGGGAAGUGGUUGGAACGGGAUAGUUAUUGA
Messenger RNA from Rhinocladiella mackenziei CBS 650.93, 714 nucleotides. RefSeq lists its product as uncharacterized. The coding region runs from base 1 to 714 and encodes 237 amino acids. The transcript is spliced from 3 exons. NCBI's taxonomy places the organism in Eukaryota, Fungi, Ascomycota, Eurotiomycetes, Chaetothyriales, Herpotrichiellaceae. The record is from RefSeq and is a predicted model, not a curated record.